AUGGAGGCCCUGCCAGCUUCAUAUAGCGCGACAGUUUGCCAUAUUGAGGAUCCCAUGUGGUCUGAGCGUUUGUACUGCACUGUUAACAUACCCUCUCUCACUGAGAACGAGAACUCCACCAGGUCCACAAACGGAGUUCAGUCAACCAAGGACGAAAGGAUUGCCAAGUACCACCUCAACAAGCUUCCGGUUAAGUGCUUCAAACUGAUGAAAGAACUCUUAUGCUGCAUGCACAUAGUAGUCGAGCACUUUGGCAGGUUGGGAACGGACGAGGGCCAGUCUGCCUGCGCCGAAGAGAAAGAAGACGCCUGUGAUGGGUGGAUGGGAGUGAAGGGACAUCAAACAGCGAAAGAUCGCACGUCAGAACACAACCAUGCGACGCACGCACGCACCAUUCGGAUAUCUCUUCAAAUUCCACUCCAAAAUCCUAGCAGCCUUACGCACAUCUAUGCUCUUGAACGUAAAUGUCAAAAACGCAAAGAUACCAAAAACACAAGCACUCACCUAUCUACACUCAUUCCCCCACCCCCCAGCGCAUUCCAACAACUCCAACCCAAACUUCCUAUCGCUGAGCAUGAGAGGGAUCGGGAAGUAUGUCAUGAGUGUGCGGGUUCAGGGCUUUGGGGCUGUCAAGCGCUUGAAGUGGAGCCGCCCUUGAAUACUUUGCACACGGACUUGGGAAUCACCUGCGAGAUUCUGAAGGCAGAAGCGAAGACACUAUCAUUACACGCGACCACUAGAUAUAUAAGUGGAUAUCAUUGGAAGGUGGAAGCUAACCUUGUAAAGACAAUUGAAGAUACGAGCGAUGCGAGGCAGAACGAAGGCAAGGAUAACAAAGCAAACAACAGUACAAAUCAUCGCAGUAGGGUCGGGAGAGGGCUACGAGGCUCGAGGGAGGCGCUGCGGGAGAAUUCUGGAGGAAGGAAGUACCGAAAACUGCUGCCUGAGGUGCAAUAUUACACAAUAAUAUAUCUCAUGACAAAGUAUUGUGCACAGACAAGCAAAAUGACAUCCAGCAACAAGAAAAUGCAAGCAAAUUACAAUUCUGAUGGAAAAUUACUAUACAGUGAGCAAAAUGGUGCCAAGGGGGCAGGAAAGUACAGUUUCGAUGGAGCUCGAAUCAAUAGUGUACUGAUCAAACUCAUUUCACAACCUCAGAAACAGGCUCCAUCGUCCUUCGAUUGUGUAUCGUCUCAAAUCCCGAUUCAGAUGGACUCCCUCAUGGUUGAGGGAUAUCAGGCUGGGACUGGUUGGCAGGAGGAAGAGCCGCACCACAACAUUGGAUAG
This is a messenger RNA of Suillus discolor, 1287 nucleotides long. RefSeq lists its product as uncharacterized. Bases 1 to 1287 code for a protein of 428 amino acids. Lineage: Eukaryota; Fungi; Basidiomycota; Agaricomycetes; Boletales; Suillaceae. The record is from RefSeq and is a predicted model, not a curated record. The transcript has 11 exons.